This is a messenger RNA of Cucumis sativus (cucumber), 2703 nucleotides long. Its product is annotated as U-box domain-containing protein 4. Gene Ontology annotation, cellular component: cytoplasm; nucleus. The record is from RefSeq and is a predicted model, not a curated record. The transcript is spliced from 4 exons. Lineage: Eukaryota; Viridiplantae; Streptophyta; Magnoliopsida; Cucurbitales; Cucurbitaceae. Bases 658 to 2274 code for a protein of 538 amino acids. Gene Ontology annotation, molecular function: protein binding.
UUAAUCCUAGGAAGGGCAUGGGGGAUAUGGUGACAUGUGAGGGGGAGUUGUUGAGUGUUUUGACUGGGUGUAGACCUAACAAAGCCAAAGCGUAUAGGAUUCAGUCCAACAACUGCUCUCUCUCUCACCUCACGCACGAGCCGUCGUUUUGGCAAAGUAUGAACGCGUUGACCCUACCGUUAAUCCUCUUCCUGCCGGAGCAACCGUCGCGGCAUAAUCAAAUUUCUCCACUACUACUAAAGCAACUUCAUUUCAAAUUCAUCAAAACCUUACCCAAAUUUCCUUACGGUUUUCCCCAUUCCUUAUACACCUUCUCUUCCCUUUCCGGAAUAAAACCCAUCCAACCAAUCCCAGGGAAAAGGAUAGAGCUGAAUUCAUACGCUUAAUGCUCAAACUCGGUGACUGCGACUACUAGACGCGGUUCUGCAAAGAGAAUUAUUAAAUUCGAGAUCUAUAGAUCAAACAGGGACUUGUUCCUGCGGCUAGUUGGCUCAAGAUAUCCCGAGUAAUUUGUCCAUGGGAGGCUCAUAGAUGAGAAACUUAUUCACCAUAAUUAAAUGUGUGUUGAAGUAUCAGUUGGAGUGUGCUGGACCAAAUAUAGAUUGUUGGUGAAAAAUUUCAGACAAACUAAGCUCGAGGUCAGACUAGCAGAUUCUGAUGGAGAUUCUGGCUCAUAAUAAGUUGAAAGAGAAUGCCGAACAAGUCCAAACCACAGGAGAAGCUGAACAUGUUGAUCGUAUCAUAACUCAAAGGCAUGAGCACAUAAUUAGACUAGAGAAAUCCCGAAGUUGUGGCUCAGUUCCAAUAGUAGACACUAAUAUAAUACCAAAUUACAUUAGAAAGGCACAGAUGUCAAGUUUGUCCACGAUAAGCAGCAACAAGAAUUUUAUUAACUCUAUGAAGUUAGAGAAUGUGAAACUAGUCGUUACUCCUGAAAAGUUGAAUUCAGAUGAUAGAAACCAUCUCCCCACCAGUUCUCAUUCUACAUUUGUCAAAUCCUCCGAUGGUGUAUCUCAAAAUGGGGACGAGUUGGAUUUUGGAGGGUUGCCAGUCACUAGCUCAGAAAAUCGUCCCAAUGUCACCUUAGAUGAAAAAUCUCAAGUUCAUGAUAUUGUUCUUUCUGACACUAAUGCUAAGCCUACUUUUUCACUAGUUAGAUCUAGGGAUGCAGAAGACACCACUUCAACAUUAUCAUCAAUUGAAUCAGCAGGUCGUACCAGGGAUGCUUCUGAAAUAGUAAAAUUAGAAUCACCAGCUUCUGCGACUCCAGCCUUCUUGCAAGUUGAACCAGAACUCCCGCCCAGAUUGUUGGUGGAAAGAAAAAGUGAUAUAAUUGAGCAACAAGCACACAAACUUCCUGAAAUUGUUUCUUCUUCUGUGGCUGACCACAAAUCUGAACUUGGAAGUGUUGAAUCUGGAAUUCAGAAGUUGGUUGAGGACUUGAAUAGCAAUUCACUUGAAACUAUUAGAGCUGCAAUAGCUGAACUCCGAAGUCUUGCCAGGCAUAAUACUGAAAACCGGAUUUUGAUUGCCAAACAUGGAGCAAUCACCUUUUUGGUCAAAUUGAUGUAUUCUACAGAUGCAAUAACCCAAGAGCAUGCUGUUACAACACUUCUCAAUCUAUCAAUCCAAAGUGACCACAAAGUCGCUAUUACUGAGGCCAAUGUAAUUGAGCCUUUGAUUCACGUCCUUGUUACAGGAAGCCCUGAGGCAAGGGAGAACUCAGCUGCCACUUUCUUUAGCCUAGCUAUGGUCGUGGAAAACAGGGUAAAGAUUGGGAAGUCUGGGGCCAUUGGGCCUCUGGUUGAACUACUAGGUAAUGGGACUCCUAGGGGAAGGAAGGACGCAACAACUGCAUUGUUUUAUCUGUCUAUGCUUCCAGAGAACAAGGUCAAGAUUGUGCAAGCUGGAGCUGUUAAGCAUCUUGUGGAGUUGAUGGAUCCAUCAGUUGGAAUGGUUGACAAGACAGUUGCUGUUCUAGCAAACCUUGCUACUAUUCAGGAGGGAAAGGUUGAAAUUGGUAGGAUGGGUGGGAUCCCUGUGUUGGUUGAGGCUAUUGAAUUGGGUUCUGCCAGAGGAAAAGAGAAUGCAGCAGCUGCACUAUUGCGGGUUUGCUCAACCUCUAAUAGAUUUUGCAUAAUGGCUCUCCAAGAAGGAGUUAUUCCGCCCUUGGUGGCAUUGUCACAAUCUGGAACUCGGAGGGCCAAGGAUAAGGCUCAGGAACUGCUUAACCUCCUCAGAAAGCAUGUGCGUAGUAAUGUUGAAAAAUACUAAUUUUGAGGUCCAGGAUCUCCUUAACGUCUUCAGAAAGCAUGUGAAUAGUAAUGUUGAAAGCCACUAAUCUUAAAGUAUGCCUGACAAUUUUUUACAUUAACCUUGGAUGUUGCUGCUGUUGAAGGGGGACAUGCAAAAUUUUUCGUGCUCCCAUAAUAUUACAUCAGGUGUCUGCGUAGAACAUUCUUCUGAUUUGUAAAUUCUGAUGGAAAUGCAGUAAAAUUCAUUCAGAAAAAUGAAAAGAGUAGAAAUGCAGGAGUAAUUUCCAAUUAAUGUCUCGAUUUGAUUUGACUGUUUCAUAUUGGCUAACCCCCCCCCUAUCAGAUUUUUAGUGCCAAACGAUUGGUGUUAAUUAGUAUCGCUUGUGAAGGAUUUAUAUUAUACCAUAUCAAUAUUUUUAAGAAAUUUUGUUGUGGGAGCUUUUAGCCU